Molecule: messenger RNA, 414 nt
Organism: Apodemus sylvaticus (European woodmouse)
Lineage: Eukaryota; Metazoa; Chordata; Mammalia; Rodentia; Muridae
Product: prostate and testis expressed protein 13-like
Exons: 4
Coding region: 1-414 (137 amino acids)
Source: RefSeq, a predicted model, not a curated record
AUGUUCCAGAAGAUUCUGCUGAGUAUUUCCAUAACUCUCCUCAUGGAUGUAGGAGAAAGAGCGCUGACAUUUAGCUUGAUUAGACAUUGUAAUCUAUGUCAGCACCAUGAUGGGAUUGACUGCCGCUCUGGCAUGAAAUCAUGCUGGAAGUUUAAUGUAUGGACACAAAACAGGACAUGUACUACAGAAAACUAUUAUUAUUAUGACCGUUACACAGGGUUAUAUCUUUUUCGUUAUGCAAAACUUAAUUGUAAACCCUGUGCACCUGGAAUGUAUCAAGUAUUCCAUGACCUCCUGAGAGAAACAUCUUGCUGUAUUAACAAGGACUUCUGUAAUGAUGGCGCUAUUAUCUCAGAUACCUCAUCAAUAGUUUUAGAGGAUCUGAGGGAAAAGAAAGAGUUGAAUGAUGACUAA